Molecule: messenger RNA, 3404 nt
Organism: Physcomitrium patens
Lineage: Eukaryota; Viridiplantae; Streptophyta; Bryopsida; Funariales; Funariaceae
Product: putative glucan 1,3-alpha-glucosidase
Biological process (GO): N-glycan processing; carbohydrate metabolic process
Molecular function (GO): carbohydrate binding; alpha-glucosidase activity
Source: RefSeq, a predicted model, not a curated record
GGUGGGGGCGAGACAAGCUUGGAGCUGGGUUGGGCGAGGCUGGCUAUGGCGGAGCUGAGAGGACGUGUGGUAUGCGUGGUUCUGGCGCUGCGAGCGUCGUCGUGACUGGAAGCUGAUCGUCAGAGUAGCGAUGGCCAGGUUGUGCAGAGCCUUUCUCUGCCUCGUGCUGGUUUUUUGCGCGGCGGGAUACGGAGCAGCAUGGAAGGAGGCCGAGUUUCGGAAGUGUCAUCAAUCGAAGUUCUGUAAGGACGUGCGGGAAAGGGCGGCGGCCUGGGCGCGAGGGGAAGGGGGCAGCAACCUCGAGGUGAAGGGUUUGAGAGUCACUGACGAAGGGCGCGUCGCAGCGCGCUUGAUUCCUGGCGGAAAUGAGCAGCAGGCUCUGGUUUUGGAGUUGUCAGCUUACAGAGAUGGGAUUGUGAGGACUAAAGUGGCUGAGGAGAACGCUCUUCGCAAGAGGUUUGAAUUACCCGAUGUUGUGGUUGCUGAUUUUGAGGCGAAGCGUCUCAAAAUCGAUCGCAUUGCAGAGAAAGAUGGCGCCUCUGUUGUUGAGUUGAGUGGUUAUGAUGUGAUUAUUCAGCAUAAACCUUUUCUGAUUCAAGUGCAACGAGGUGGUGACCUUGUCCUCUCCAUCAAUAGCAAAAACCUAUUUGAAAUUGAACACUUGCGAGUAAAGAAGGAGGGAGACGACUGGGAGGAUUCUUUCCGCUCUCAUACUGAUAAUAGACCCUAUGGGCCACAAACCGUGAGCUUUGACGUUUCCUUCCAUGGAUCAGAUCAUGUUUAUGGUAUACCUGAGCGGGCCACCAGUUUUGCGCUCAAACCUACAAAGGGACCCAGCAUCAAUAACCAUGAGCCCUAUCGUCUUUUCAACCUCGAUGUAUUUGAAUAUUUGGAUGAAUCGCCUUUUGGCUUGUACGGUUCCAUUCCUGUCAUGGUUUCUCACAGCAAAAAAGGAACUACUGGUUUCUUCUUACUAAAUGCUGCUGAGAUGCAAAUAGACGUUCUUGCACCUGGUUGGGAACACAUGGGCAUUGAACAGGUUGUAGAUGCGAGCAGCUCGGAUAAAGUUCUGACGAGUCAAAAUGAAGAGAAACGGGUGGAUAGUCACUGGAUAGUGGAGAGUGGGGUUUUUGAUGCUUUUGUGUUCGUGGGUCCAAGCCCCAAGGACGUGGUUACUCAAUAUUGUGCUGUGACGGGAACGUCAGCAAUUCCACAAUUGUUUUCCACGGCCUACCAUCAGUGUAGGUGGAAUUACAAGGAUGAGGCCGAUGUGGCUGGGGUGGACGCCGGGUUCGAUGAGUACGAUAUUCCAUAUGAUACUAUCUGGCUUGACAUUGAACAUACCGAUGGCAAGAAGUAUUUCACUUGGGAUAAGAACUUGUUUCCUAAUCCCAAAGAGAUGCAAAACAAAAUUGCAGCGAAGGGUCGUCACAUGGUGACAAUUGUGGAUCCCCACAUGAAGAGGGAUGAUGGUUACUCUCUGCAUAAAGAGGCCACCUCCCACGGGUACUACGUGAAGGACAGAGAUGGGAAAGAUUUUGAUGGUUGGUGUUGGCCAGGGGCAUCUUCAUACCUUGAUAUGCUUAAUUCCGAGGUUCGCUCCUGGUGGGCUAACAAAUUCUCCUACAGUAACUACGUAGGUUCGACCCCUAUUUUGUACAUCUGGAACGACAUGAAUGAACCUUCUGUGUUCAAUGGCCCCGAGGCAACGAUGCCAAAAGAUGCAAUUCACUAUGGUGGCGUGGAGCACCGCGACCUACACAAUGCCUACGGCUACUAUUUCCAUAUGGGUUCUGUACAAGGUCUUUUGAAACGGGAAGGGGGUAAAGAUCGACCCUUUGUAUUGUCACGAGCCAUCUUUGCUGGCACUCAGAAAGUAGGUGCUAUUUGGACUGGAGAUAAUACUGCCGAUUGGAAACACGUUCGCAUUUCAGUACCAAUGUUGUUGGCUCUUGGAGUAACUGGCAUCGCGAAUGCUGGUGCGGAUGUGGGUGGCUUCUUUGGGAACCCAGACCCUGAGAUGUUGACAAGGUGGUACCAGUUGGGUACUUAUUAUCCAUUUUUCCGUGGCCAUGGUCACCUCGACACAAAACGCAGGGAGCCGUGGCUUUUUGGGGAACCGUACACAUCACUCAUGCGCGAGGCAAUUAGUGCUCGUUACCAGAUCUUGCCAUACGUCUAUACACUAUUUAAGGAAGCCAGUGUGACAGGUGUUCCCCUUGUGCGGCCUUUGUGGAUGGAGUUCCCUGAAGAUGAGGCAACUUUCGCAAGAGACGAUGAGUUCUUGCUGGGGCCAAGUCUGUUGGUACACGGAGUUUAUUCUGAGGGAGCAAAGUCAGAAAUGGUUUAUUUCCCUGGCAAUGAAACAUGGUAUGAUGUUAAAUCGGGGACUACCUUUCCAGGUGGAAAGGAAAUGGAGAUUCCAGUCAGUCUUCAGUCUGGCAUACCUGUGUAUCAGCGUGCAGGCACCAUCAUUCCAAAGAAGCUAAGGCAUCGUCGCAGCUCCACUCAAAUGCUGAAUGACCCAUACACUUUGGUUGUGGCUUUGGACUCCAACUACGAGGCUGAAGGUGAGCUCUACAUCGACGACGGCAAAACCUAUGAGUUCGAAAAGGGCGCUUUCAUUCACAGACGUUUCAAGUUUGUCAAGGGGAAACUAACCUCCACUAACUUGGCACCCUCGAAGUCCAACCCGAAGAAGUUCACGUCACCUUGCCUUGUUGAGCGCAUUGUUAUCAUGGGAGUUCGAGCCAGGGAUUUGGUCACUGGUAAAGGCGCAGUCGUUGAGGGUGAAAGGUGGAUUCAGACCGAUAUUGGAGCUCCGUCAUUGAUACCUGGUGCCCAUUCAAGCGCUUUGAUUCUCAGGCUUCCAAAUGUGCGCAUUGCUGAUGACUGGUCUAUUAAACUUGGUUAAGGAUUUGGUAGGAGAUUAUCCAAAAUAUAGUGGGGUGCAUCAACCAAAUUCAGUUUUUAGUGCAUAUAGGGUGAUGGAAAUUAGAAGCAUAGUGCCUACUGGAUUUAGCAUGGAACAGGUCAGACUUGACGAAGUGAUUGUUCUUUAUUUUCUGAAUCCAUUAUCAGUUGGUAUCAUACCCAUCUCUCUUUUCUGGGUUUUAUCGGACGUAGUGGUGCAGGCCAGGCACCACUUCCAGUGUCAAGAUUUAUGUGAUAGUUUCAGGUCAACGAGGAUGGUUCGAUUUGGACAGAAGAUUUAGGACGGCUAGCCUGGCAUUUCUGUGAGGAUGUAUAUUGAAGCUGACUGCACAUUGUGUGAAAUCGCUCCAAUUUAAGGUACAUGUUGAUAAGUCGAUCAUAUUCCUCUAAUUUGGCCGUUACAGUAAACGCUUAGUGGACCCAAAUUGUACGAAACCAAGUCGUCAUUAAAUAUUCGUUAUUUUUCUUCA